AUGGAAUCAAACCCAAAUCGAGUCUACCCAGCUGGGAGAGCCCAGUGUCUGCCCACCCAGUGUCUGCCCACCCAGUGUCUGCCCACCCAGUGUCUGCCCACCCAGUGUCUGCCCACCCAGUGUCUGCCCACCCAGUUGAGUGACAGCUGUUUUAGGAACCUGGCAGAGGACCGCAGUGGAAUCAACCUAAAAGAUCUGGUGCACGACCCCUCCCUGCUUGGGGGCUCUAUUUCAGCCUAUAAGAUCGUACCAGAUGAAAUUGACCAGAUCAAGGAGACUCUAGUGGACUGGUGUGAUGAGAAAGAACUCAAUCUCAUCUUGACAACCGGGGGGACAGGCUUUGCUCCCCGCGAUGUCACACCUGAGGCCACUAAAGAGGUGAUAGAGCGGGAGGCUCCAGGGAUGUCUCUGGCCAUGCUGAUGGGUUCUCUCAACGUCACACCACUAGGCAUGCUCUCUAGACCUGUGUGCGGCAUCCGCGGCAAGACGCUCAUCAUCAACUUACCAGGGAGCAAGAAGGGUUCACAGGAGUGUUUCCAGUUCAUCCUGCCCGCGCUGCCCCACGCUAUCGACCUGCUACGGGACGCCGUGGUCAAGAUGAAGGAGGCUGUGGACGAGCUAGAGGACCUGCCUUCGCCCCCGCCGCCCCUAUCGCCGCCCCCCAACAGCUCGCCGCGGCGGCAGACUGAGGACAAGGGCGUACAGUGUGAGGAGGAGGACGAUGACAAGAAAGACAGUGGUGUGGCGUCCACCGAGGACUCCUCGUCCUCGCACAUCACCGCAGCCUCCAUCGCCGCUAAGAUCCCAGACUCCAUCAUCUCCAGGGGUGUCCAGGUCCUCCCCAGAGACACAGGCUCUCUGAGCACCACGCCCUCUGAGUCGCCCCGCGCCCAGGCCACCUCGCGGCUCUCUACCGCCUCCUGCCCCACGCCCAAAGUGCAGUCACGAUGCAGCAGCAAAGAAAAUAUCCUGAGAUCAAGUCACAGUGCGGUGGACAUCACCAAGGUGGCCCGGAGACACCGCAUGUCACCUUUCCCCCUUACCUCCAUGGACAAGGCCUUCAUCACUGUCCUGGAGAUGACCGCUGUGCUGGGGACUGAGAUCAUCAACUACAGAGAUGGGAUGGGCCGAGUCCUUGCUCAGGAGGUUUAUGCCAAAGACAACCUGCCCCCAUUCCCUGCCUCUGUAAAGGAUGGUUAUGCUGUAAGAGCGGCUGAUGGUCCAGGCGACCGCUUCAUCAUCGGAGAGUCCCAGGCUGGAGAACAGCCCACCCACACAGUGAUGCCGGGCCAGGUGAUGAGGGUGACGACGGGGGCUCCUAUCCCCUGUGGGGCAGACGCUGUGGUGCAGGUGGAGGAUACAGAGCUGCUCCGCGAGUCUGAGGACGGCACAGAGGAGCUGGAGGUCCGGAUCCUCGUACAGGCCCGUCCCGGACAAGACAUCCGGCCCAUAGGUCAUGACAUCAAGCGUGGGGAAUGUGUCCUGUCUAAGGGAACCCACAUGGGCCCCUCUGAGAUUGGCCUGCUGGCCACCGUAGGAGUCACCGAGGUGGAGGUGCAGAAGUUCCCCGUGGUGGCUGUCAUGUCCACAGGCAACGAACUGUUAAACCCUGAGGACGACCUCCACCCAGGAAAGAUCAGAGACAGUAACCGUUCCACGCUGCUCGCCACCAUCCAGGAGCACGGAUACCCCACCAUCAACCUGGGCAUCGUGGGAGACAACCCAGAUGACCUGCUGAAUGCCCUAAACGAGGGCAUCAGCCGCGCUGACGUCAUAAUCACCUCUGGAGGGGUGUCGAUGGGAGAGAAGGACUAUCUGAAACAGGUGCUGGAUAUUGAUCUGCAUGCCCAGAUCCACUUUGGACGAGUCUUCAUGAAACCAGGUCUCCCGACAACGUUCGCCACGUUGGAUAUGGACGCUGUUCGUAAACUCAUCUUUGCCCUCCCAGGUAACCCCGUGUCUGCUGUGGUGACAUGUAACCUCUUCGUCAUUCCUGCCUUGAGGAAGAUGCAGGGGAUCCUGGACCCACGGCCCACCAUCAUCAAAGCCAGGUUGUCAUGUGACGUGAAGCUGGACCCUCGCCCUGAGUACCACCGCUGCAUUCUGACAUGGCACCACCAGGAGCCUCUGCCAUGGGCCCAGAGCACAGGAAACCAGGUGAGCAGCAGGCUGAUGAGCAUGCGCAGCGCCAACGGUCUCCUGAUGCUACCUCCAAAAACAGAGCAAUACGUGGAGCUGCACAAGGGAGAGGUGGUCGACGUCAUGGUUAUCGGCCGGCUAUGAUGUCAUCAAAGGGGGACGUUGAGAUGGCUUCAUAGAGAGAGGGGGUUCGAAUGGGUGGUUCACGGUGCAUGUCCACAUAUCAUUGACUAUUCUGUAAUAUGCAACGGCACAGCUAGUUUUUCUUGAUUUGGAUAACGUUGAGGUAUAGUCAACAUCUCCAUCACAAACCUAGGUACAUAUGAUACAAAAAAAUAUGAUUAAUUUAAAAGAUUAUAAUAGUAUUUCAAACAAAGAAAAUAUAACUUUCAAAGAAAAAAAUCUAAUUAUAAAAAGAGAUUUAUUCUGUAAUAUAUUCUUAUGAUUAUUCUUCUUACUAUCAUUGUUAGAUUGUAAGGCAACUUUGUUCCUUUCAUUGCAAUUGCUUUGUGUGUUCAAUGCUAGACCUUAUCAAUAGCAGUAGCAUUUUAAUAGAUCUGUAGGUGCCUGCCAGGACAAAAAAAUAAGAAAUGUUAUUUUCUCAUUUUAGUGGAAAAAAAUAUCAUUUUUUUUAUAUAUAUAUAUCAAGAAAAACCCUGAGGAAGACUCCAGAUUUCCCACGGUGCUUGUGUAAGAGGAAGGAAGGGAGGGUAUAAUCUAGGUCUAUUUCCUCUGUGGUGUGUCGCUUUAACAGUGACACCACACACUUCUAUUUUUCUCUCAUUAGUAUGCAUCACAAUGGCUUGACAAAGAGCUUUGCUUGUUGUUUAUCUUGUGAGUCUUGUUUAUGUGCGCAGUGCCAAAUGCCUGAGCAGGGAUGAGGGUGGUGCUGGAAAGGGGUGGGGGGGCAGUCAUCCACCAACCUGCCCAGACCCUGAAGCUUCCUUAUUUAUCACCUGACCAGGUGCAGCUCUGCCCCCGGGGAGCAUGGUUUACUGGGGAAAACAAAAAACAGUAUUUUAUUUGAUCGACUAAAGAGAAAGAGGGAAAACACACAGAAUAAAAGAAACAGCUUCUUUAAGUGCUGACAGCCUUUUUAACUGACUUCACAAAAAAUGUACAGAAAAAAAGAAUAGGAAGAUGAACCAUAUUGUACAGAUAUGUGACCAGCACUCUGAAGGACAUUACCCAUAUUGUACAGAUAUGUGACCAGCACUCUGAAGGACAUUACCCAUAUUGAAGCAAUGAGGAGACAUUGAACAAUGCUGUACUAUAGUACAUUUUCUGUAAUGAUAUGAAACUGAUGAAAGAGACUAUGAUAAUAAAAAUCCUUGAUCAUUAUGUAUAAAAAAAAGUUAUUGUUGGGUUUCCUUUUUUUAAUAAAAUCUA
This is a messenger RNA of Oncorhynchus nerka (sockeye salmon), 3528 nucleotides long. RefSeq names its product gephyrin-like. The transcript has 22 exons. Gene Ontology annotation, molecular function: molybdopterin molybdotransferase activity. Gene Ontology annotation, biological process: Mo-molybdopterin cofactor biosynthetic process; gamma-aminobutyric acid receptor clustering; establishment of synaptic specificity at neuromuscular junction. Gene Ontology annotation, cellular component: postsynaptic specialization; cytosol; dendrite. The record is from RefSeq and is a predicted model, not a curated record. Bases 1 to 2283 code for a protein of 760 amino acids. NCBI's taxonomy places the organism in Eukaryota, Metazoa, Chordata, Actinopteri, Salmoniformes, Salmonidae.